Strongylocentrotus purpuratus (purple sea urchin) is the source of this 645-nucleotide messenger RNA. Its product is annotated as acetylcholinesterase 1-like. The record is from RefSeq and is a predicted model, not a curated record. Gene Ontology annotation, molecular function: acetylcholinesterase activity. Gene Ontology annotation, cellular component: plasma membrane. Gene Ontology annotation, biological process: acetylcholine catabolic process; choline metabolic process. The transcript has 4 exons. The coding region runs from base 1 to 645 and encodes 214 amino acids. Lineage: Eukaryota; Metazoa; Echinodermata; Echinoidea; Camarodonta; Strongylocentrotidae.
AUGGCCGAUGAUCCGGAAAGUGAUUACUUUCAAUCGUGGGUGAACUUCGGGACCGAUUCAGACUUCGCCUCCCCAUCCGACUCUGUAAUGAGGAGACAUGUAGAAGCCGGUGGUACCGUCUACAAAUAUUACAUGACACAUGCUCCGUCCAAGAGUUUUUUCGCUAAUGGAGAUCAGUCUCCAAGCACCCCUUUUCUUGGAGCGGGUCACGCAGAGGAUCUGACUUUUGUUUGGGGUCAUCCGUUUAUUGAUGAGAUUUAUCAUAUUCAUGGACACAAUUUGACAGAUGAGGAGAACGCCCUAUCCGUGAAAUUCAUGCAGUUUUGGACAAACUUUGCAAAGUCAGGUGACCCCAGCAAGUCUAGUGUAGAUGGAGAAGCAGGAGUAGGAGAGGAUUCUUGGCCUUUGUACACGAUCCCUGAGCUCAAACACAAGGAACUUUCCCUAGACUUGGGUGAAGGCAGAGCUGUGCUGGCAAGGCAGUGCCGUUUCUGGAACGAAUACAUACCCGACCUGGAGGCAUUUGCAAAAACGAUCGACGAAGAUGAGAAAGAAUGGCGAGAGAGCUACGACGACUGGAAGGAUGAAAUGACCGACUGGCAGAACGCAUUUGAAGACUACCAGCAGCUACCAACAUGCAACUAG